This is a messenger RNA of Dipodomys ordii (Ord's kangaroo rat), 5626 nucleotides long. It is a transcript of the gene Siglec1, whose product is annotated as sialic acid binding Ig-like lectin 1, sialoadhesin. The record is from RefSeq and is a predicted model, not a curated record. The coding region runs from base 119 to 5296 and encodes 1725 amino acids. Lineage: Eukaryota; Metazoa; Chordata; Mammalia; Rodentia; Heteromyidae. The transcript has 22 exons.
UAGGAGCCAGCUGCGUGGAGAGCUGAGACCUUCCUUCCUGUUCACCUCUGCCUGGUCUUCCUGCCCUACGAUCACUUCCUUCUGUGGAACAGGCAUCAGAACCAGCCAAGAGCCUGCUAUGCGCUUCCUGAUCUGCCUGUUCCUCUUGGCCACCGUCUUCCCUCCAGGCCAGACCUCCUGGGGUAUCGCCAGUCCCGAACGAGUGCAAGGUGUGAAGGGCUCUUGCCUGCUCAUCCCCUGUGUCUUCACCUUCCCGUCUGACCUGGAGGUGCCUCAUGGCAUUAAGGCCAUCUGGUACUUUGACUACACGGCAAAGAAGCAGGUGGUGAGCCACUCGGCGAACCCAGAGCUGGUGGAAGCCCGCUUCCGUGGCCGUGCUCGGCUGCUGUGGAACCCCAGUCACAAAAUGUGCAACCUGUUGCUGACUGACCUGCAGCCGGAGGACUCAGGCACCUACAGUUUCCGCUUUGAGAUCACCGAGACCAACAGCUGGUCAGAUAAAAAAGGCACCUUAGUCACAGUGACUGAUGAGCCCAGUGUGCCCACCAUUGCAUCCCCAGUAGAGCUGCAGGAGGGCAUGCAGGUGACCUUCAACUGCUCCACGCCCUUCGUGUGCCCUCACGAGCAAAACAGCCUGCUGUGGCAAGGCCAGGACCCCACUCGCUCUGCCACCUCCAGCCACGAGGAUCUCGAGCCCACUGGUGUUAGCCAGAUGCAAACCCUCUACAUGACCCUGUCUUGGCAGGACCACGGCCGGAGGCUGAGCUGCCAACUCUCUCUUGCCAAGAGCACGAGUCAGAGCGAGGUUCACCUUCGUGUGCAGUAUGCUCCCAGGGGUGUGGAGAUCCUCCUCAGUCCCUUGGGGCAGAACAUCCUUCCAGGUGAUCUGGUCACACUCACCUGCCAAGUCAACAGCAGCUACCCUGCUGUCAGUUCCGUGCAGUGGUUCAAGGACGGGGAGCUGCUCAAAGCCGAUGGUCGUGUGCUACAGUUGUCCCAGGCAGCCUGGAGUGAUUCUGGGGUCUACACCUGCCAAGCAGGGAACAGUGUGGGCUCUUUGAUCUCACCGCCGGUCAGCCUCCACGUUUUCACCGCCGAGGUCACGGUGAGCCCUGCCGGUCCCAUCCUGGAGAACCAGACAGUGACGCUGGCCUGUAACACACCCAAAGAGGCACCCAGUGAGCUUCGCUACAACUGGUACAAGAACAAUAUCCUGCUGGCGGGCAUCCACAGCCCCACCUUGCAGCUGCACAAGGCCACCAGGACUGACAGCGGCUUCUACGUCUGUGAGGUGCAGAAUGCCCAGGGCAGCGAGCGCUCCGGCCCUGUCAGUGUGGUAGUCAGAUACCCACCCCACACCCCAGAUUUGACUGCCUUUCUGGAGACAAAGGCUGGGCUUGUGGGGAUUCUGCAUUGCUCAGUGGCCAGUGAGCCUGUGGCUACCCUAGAGCUGUCACACGGGGACCUCAUCCUGGCCUCCAGCUCUGGGAAGAAUGAUUACAGCCCACGCUUCAGCAUCAUCUUGGCUCCCAACUCCCUGCACCUGGAGAUACAAGACUUGCAGCCAGCGGACAGUGGGCAGUAUAAGUGCUCAGCCAACAACUCCCUUGGAAAUGCCACCUCCUCCCUGGAUUUCUUCGCCAAUGAGGCCCGCCUCCUCAUCAGCCCAGCAACCCAGGUGGAAGAAGGGCAAGCGGUGACUCUAACCUGCAAGAGCGGCCUGACCCCGACACCCAACACUCGCUUCUCCUGGUACCUGAAUGGAGCCUUGCUUUUCGAGGGAAUCAGCAACAGCCUUCUGCUCCCUGAGACCUCCAGCAUCGAUGCUGGCUCCUACCACUGCAGGACCCAAGAUGGCCACAGCACCAGCGACCCGUCCCGGCCUGUGGUCCUCACUGUGCUUUAUGCCCCACGGCAGCCCAUUUUCACUGCUCAACUGGAUCUUGAUGCCUCUGGAAUGGAUGCUGGUCGGCCAGGCCUCCUCUUGUGCCGUGUGAAAAGCGAUCCCCCAGCCCAGCUACAGCUACUGCACAAGGGCCAUGUUGUGGCCACUUCUCUGCCAUUGAACAGCAGCUGCAGCCCACUUGGAGGCUGCUCCGAGCGCAUAAAGGUCACCAAAGCCCCCAACUUGCUGCGCAUGGAGAUUCACAACCCAGUGCUGGAGGAUGAGGGAGAGUACCUGUGCGAGGCCAGCAACACUCUGGGCAAAGCCUCCGUCUCAGCCACAUUUGAUGCUCAGGCUACUCGCCUGCUCAUCACACCGUCAGCCACUCUUCAGGAGGGUGCAGAGGCCAACCUGACCUGCAGCGUGAACCGGGAAACCCCUGUCAGCUCUGCCAAUUUCUCCUGGUUCCGGAAUGGGGCGCUGUGGGCCCAGGGUCCCCUGGAGACCAUGAGGCUGAGACCCGUGGCCAGGACUGAUGCUGCCAUCUACACCUGUUGCCUCCUCGAGGAUGGUGCCCAGCUCUCUGCUGCAGUGGUGCUGAGUGUGCACUAUCCCCCAGAUCCUCCAAAGCUCUCUGCCCUCCUGGAUGUGGGCCAGGGCCACGUGGCAGUGUUUGUCUGCACUGUGGACAGUAGUCCUGUGGCUCACUUGUCCCUGUUCCAUGAGGGGCACCUCCUGGCCACCAGCCUGAGACACCAGCACCCAUCCCACAGCAGGCUCCAGCCCAAGGUCACUGCCAACGCCCUGCAGCUAGAGGUCCGGCAGCUGGGCCUGGAGGACUCAGGAAGCUACCGCUGCGAAGCCAAAAAUGUUUUCGGAUCAGCCAAUGCCUCGCUUUUCUUUAAGGUCCGAGAAGCCUGGGUCCAGGUCUCACCAUCACUGGAGCUCCAGGAGGGCCAGGAUGUGGUCCUACGCUGCCAGGUGCCCAUGGAGGUCCCUGAUGGGACCUCAUACCAGUGGUAUCAGAAUGGCUACCUCCUCCAGGAACAUACUUCAGCCACGCUCCGGAUUGCAGCCAUAGCUCCCAAGCAAACUGGGGCCUACCAUUGUCAAGUUCAAGUCCCAGGUGCAGCCACCCCCAGCUUGGCCGCUCCUGUCAGCCUCCAUGUGUCCUACUCGCCACGCCAUGCCACGCUUACAACCCUGCUGGCUACAGGCCCCGGACGGCGGAGCAUCCUUCUGUGCACUGUGGCCAGUGAUCCCCCAUCCCAGCUUCGGCUGCUCCAUGGUGACCGCCUGGUAGCCUCCACCCUCCAGGGUGUUGUGGAACUUGCAAACACCUCUUCCCAGCUGCAAGCAGUGGUGUCCCACAACCAGUUGCGUCUGGAUAUGGAGUUCACAGGGCUGGAGGAUGAGGGCAUCUACACCUGCGAAGCCACCAACAGCCUGGGCCAGACCUCAGCUUCGGUUAACUUUGAUGUCCAGGCCGUGAGUGUGCAGGUGUGGCCCAAUGCCACUGUGCAGGAGGGGAAGGAGGUGGCUUUGGUCUGCCAUGUCUGGACGAAUGAGGAAGCCCGUCUCACCUACACAUGGUACCGCGAUGGGCAGGAAUGCCAAGGUGCUCACUCUGCCCAGCUCAACGUCACGGUCAAGAAUGCCACCUCUUAUUACUGUGGUGCAAGUCUCCCUGGCCAGGCACCCCGCCUCUCCAGACCUGUCACCCUGAAUGUCCUCUAUGCACCCCGUAGACUGCACCUGACCUACCUCCUGGACAGCCAGGGACAGCAGCUGGUCCUGAUACUGUGCACUGUGGAUAGCCGCCCACCUGCGCAGCUGACCCUCAGUCAUGCAGGCCAGCUCGUGGCCUCCUCAUCCGCAACCUCUGUCCCCAACACCCUGCGCUUGGAACUUCGGGAGCCAAGACCCAGUGACGAAGGGCUCUACAGCUGCUCCGCCCGCAGCCUUCUGGGCCAGGCCAAUACGUCUCUGGAGCUGCGGCUAGAGGGUGUGCAGGUGAAGCUAGCUCCGUCUGCUACAGUGCCUGAGGGGACCCCUGUCACAGUGACCUGUGAAGACCCCACUGCCCGUGCACCCACCCUCUAUACUUGGUACCACAAUGGCCGCUGGCUGCAGGAAGGGCCAGCCACCUCACUCCAGUUCCCUGUGGCCACACGGGCUCAGGCUGGCUCCUACUCUUGCCAGGUUCAGGAUGCUCAGGGUACCCGCAGCUCUCGGCCAGUUGCCCUGCAAGUCCUAUAUGCCCCUCGGGACGCUGUCCUGUCCUCCUUCUGGGACUCAAGGGCCAGACUCAUGGCCGUGGUACAGUGCACUGUGGACAGUGAGCCACCCGCUGAGUUGACUCUGUCCCACAAUGGCAAGGUGUUAGCCACCAGCAGUGAGCUACACGGCUCAACAUCGGAGAUGGGCCUUGUCCAGGUGGCCCGCAAUGCCCUGCGUCUGCAGCUACAAGAUGUACCGGCUGGUGAUGAUGACACCUAUGUGUGUACAGCCCAGAAUUCACUGGGCUCCGUCAGCACCACCCAGCAGCUACGAGCAGAAGGUGUGCAUGUGGUGGCCGAGCCAGGCCUGCACGUGCCAGAGGGUGCAGCUCUGAAUCUAAGCUGCUGCCUCCUUGGUGGCCCCAGGUUAGUUGGCAACUCCACCUUCACAUGGUUCUGGAAUGGACAGCCACUGCAUGUAGAGCCUGUGGCCACGCUCACCUUCACCCAUGUGGCCCGUGCCCAGGCUGGGCUGUACCACUGCAGGGUUGAGCUCUCUGCCAGAAUGGUUGCCACCUCUGUUCCAGUCAUGCUCCGGGUGCUGUACCCUCCCAAGAUGCCUACAAUGACUGUGUUUGUGGAGCCUGAGGGUGGCCUCCAGGGCAUCUUGGAUUGCAGUGUGGACAGUGAGCCCCCUGCCAGCCUGACCCUCCACCUGGGCAAUCGACUAGUAGCCUCCAGCCAGCCCCAGGAUGCUCUUGCUGAGCCACACAUCCACGUGUUAGCCUCCCCUAAUGUCCUUAGGGUGAACAUUGAGGAGCUGAGCCCCAGUGACCAGGGAGACUAUGUGUGCUCUGCCUCCAACACCCUGGGCUCCACCUCUGCCUCUGCCUACUUUGGCACCAGAGCUGCUCGCCGGCUGCAUCUGUUCCAGCAGCUGGUCUGGGUCCUGGGAUUCCUGGUGAGCUUCCUGGGCCUGCUGCUGGGCCUGGGGGCCUGCUACACCUGGAGGAGAGGAAGGCGUUCUCACAAGAGUGACAUGAAAGAGAACUCACUGGAGAUGCCUUCUCAGAAAGAAACCAUGCAGGAGGAAGUUGCUGAUGCCUGUGACCAAUCAGACACUGUGAAGAAGGCAGCACUGGAUCCUGCCAACCUCUGCAGAAACAGAGUUGUGACAUCUAAUUUUCUAUGACCUGCCUCUGAGCCUCUUGACCCACAGAAAAAUGGGAGGAGGGUUUGACUCCUCAGGACCCUAAAAAAAACUGAGUUGAUCAUGUGGCCCACUCCUCUCUCUUUCCUCUGGAGCUCCUCUCUACCUCCAGUUCUCUUCCAAGGGAGGCCCUGUCCCUUCAGAGCUUUCUCCUCAGAACUUUCUAUGAAUGGUAUGAUACUGUAUGCAUAGCAACUGUGGGAAAUGGUUUGGCAAGAUCUAUCAAGGCUAAAUACUCUUCCCAGGGUCCCCAAAGGACUCCCCUGGGUAUUUACUGAGGAAAAAUAAAGUCUCAUGCCACUGUGAAACUUA